AACACCAAGAAUAAACAUGAAAUUACAUUAAUUAGAGUUUUUUUUUUUUUGAAGCUACAUUAAUUAGAGUUAAUUACUACUUUCCCUGCAAAAGCAACUGAAAAUUUCAAACUCCCACCUCCAUCAUCAUCCUUCUUCUUCCAGAACUCUCAUCUUCUUCUCUCUCCUCUUCACUCUUCAUCAAUGGCGGUAAUCAGCCGCCUUGCAAGAUCAUCAACUACAUUCAAAGUUUCAUCUCUAAUUCCAACCAUAUUAUCUCGUAAAUUUACAUCAUCAUCUCUUUCUUCCGAAACUACCCUUCAUUCUUCUUCUUCUUCGUGGAAUGAUACUUCUAAUAAUAAUGGUAUCAAUGGUGGAAAUCCCUUGAAAUUUGGUAAAGGUAAGGAUGUUCACUGGGUUUUUCUGGGUUGUCCUGGUGUUGGUAAAGGCACUUAUGCUACUCGUCUUUCGAAGCUUCUCGAUGUUCCUCAUAUUUCUACUGGUGAUUUGGUUCGUGAUGAGCUCGCUUCCUCUGGUUCUCUCUCUCCUAAGAUUGCAGAGAUAGUCAACUCGGGGAAGCUGUUGUCAGAUGAAAUUAUAGUGGAUCUGUUGUCCAAGCGUCUUAAAGCUGGAGAAGCCAAGGGUGAAUCCGGAUUUAUUCUUGAUGGUUUUCCUCGUACAGUUAGACAGGCGGAAAUUUUGGAGGGGGUUAUUGAUAUUGACUUGGUGGUGAAUCUUAAGCUCCGUGAAGAAGCCUUACUUGCAAAAUGCCUUGGUAGAAGAAUCUGUAGUCAGUGUGGUGGAAAUUACAAUGUUGCAUGCAUUGACAUCAAGGGUGAUGAUGAAAGCCCUGGAAUGUACAUGGCUCCUCUUCUCCCUCCAGCUGAAUGUGCCUCAAAGCUUAUCAGUCGCGCUGAUGAUAAAGAAGAAGUUGUGAGGGAGAGACUCCGGAUAUACGAUGAAUUGACUCGACCUGUGGAGGAAUUUUAUCGCAUGCGGGGCAAACUGUUGCAGUUUGAUCUUCCUGGUGGAAUUCCAGAAUCCUGGCCAAAGUUGCUGCACGCUUUGAAUCUCGAUGAUCAUGAAGACGAUCAAUCUGCUGCAGCUUAAAUCCUAUUAGAUAAUUUUCUAUACCACAUUGUCUAGGUUAGUGAUCAUUUUUUUGCAAACAAUGUAUAGUUAGUAAUAAAUUAAUAUAUGAAGCAGAUAUUACUUAAAAUAAAUUCCUGGAACCAGCUAGUAGGAUACAUCAGACCUGAUUAUUUUGGUUUGCUAAACUAUUGAAGUUUGAAGGGGACAACAUUAGAAUAUUAUUUUUGUCAAAAUAUCUAUUCAAAAGAAGAAAAAAAUAAUGAAAAUUUGUUCUU
Messenger RNA from Chenopodium quinoa (quinoa), 1346 nucleotides. RefSeq names its product probable adenylate kinase 6, chloroplastic. Gene Ontology annotation, molecular function: ATP binding; AMP kinase activity. Gene Ontology annotation, biological process: nucleobase-containing compound metabolic process. Gene Ontology annotation, cellular component: mitochondrion; cytoplasm. NCBI's taxonomy places the organism in Eukaryota, Viridiplantae, Streptophyta, Magnoliopsida, Caryophyllales, Amaranthaceae. The transcript has 4 exons. The coding region runs from base 184 to 1089 and encodes 301 amino acids. The record is from RefSeq and is a predicted model, not a curated record.